Musa acuminata subsp. malaccensis (wild Malaysian banana) is the source of this 5286-nucleotide messenger RNA. RefSeq names its product serine/threonine-protein kinase-like protein CR4. NCBI's taxonomy places the organism in Eukaryota, Viridiplantae, Streptophyta, Magnoliopsida, Zingiberales, Musaceae. Gene Ontology annotation, biological process: protein phosphorylation. Gene Ontology annotation, molecular function: ATP binding; protein binding; protein kinase activity. The record is from RefSeq and is a predicted model, not a curated record.
AGCUGUUGCACAUUAAAGAAUGAGGCAUAUUAAACAUCAGCAGAGUUUUCUGGGGGAACAAUGUGAAAACAAAAAACCAUUCAACUGCAGUGGAAACUAAGAUGUGCUGACACUUAAGAACAACUGAGUGACAAGAAACUGAUCAGAAUAUUCAGAAUUGAACAAAGGACAAAUUCUUUGUUGGCAGCAGGUUAAAUAUGAUUAUGGGGUCACAAUCUACUCACAUUUGAAUCUUCAAAAAAGCUCUCUUCAAAUAUUCCAUGUAUUAUCAAUGAAAAUACACAUGAUAUAUUACAAGAGGAGGAAGAGUGUAUCUAUAAGUUCUUGUCAGAUUUUUGUCCUUUACAUAUUUUUCUAAAGCAUUAGGAAUAAGAUUCAUUUCUAUUGGAAAGUGAUCUUAUUUCCAGCAAUAGUUCAUGACAGAGAUCUGCAGAGCUUUUAAUUGCGGAAAAAAAAACUAGGUAACUUUAUAAUAAUUAUAAGGAAAAUAUUUAUGUGAGAAUUAAGAUUGAAUGAGGGUUAAUGAGUAUGUUUGGCAUCGUUAAGGAUUGAAUAGUCCAGCGACAUUAGGUUUGACUCACGAUUUCAUAAGUUGCAUUGGUGUUCAAUCUCAAGGAUGUUAGUCAUGACCAAUAUGAUUUGGACUCAUCCGAUCUUAAAAUCUUAAUAUGGUUUUAAAGCCAAGGUUGACAGAAAGAUCUGAAAGGUUGACAAUGAGUGAUUAAAAAUUGAAGUCAUAAAAUAGAUCAAACUAUAACUAACUCUUGCAAAUGAAAGGAAGAGAUCCACAUGCAUAUGAGUUAAAGAUUGAAACAUGACUAUAUAAUGAUCUCAUAUUCCUACGGAAUGAAAAUAAUCAGGUAAUAUAUAUAUUGGGUUUGAUCCAUGAUUUAAUAGUUUAAGCUUUUUGAAUUGUAUUGAUAUUUAAUCUUUAUCUUGGUCUUAUGGAAAUUCCAUGAGCUUUCUGUAUACAAUGAACACAAUUCUGAUACAGGUGGGUUUCCUUGUAAAAGAGAUUGUAUCAGAAAAAGAGAUAGCAGUGUAGAAAUAGAACCCUGUAAGAUCUGUUCUUUGCAGUUGUAAGUCGCUAUGUGCAGUCAAAGUCACAAGACAGCCAGUGGAAGAAUCUACUUCUUUCAUUUUAACUUGCAGAGAAUUAGAAAAGAAAUAAGCAAUAUAUGAGCUUCUCAGUAAAAGACAAUAGUAGGCAGUGAAGAAAGGAAAUUUCAAAAGAGAAAACAAAAAGAAUAAAAACAAACUAAAAAAGACCAAUUGCCUUAAAAUGCCCUAACAUUUUAACAGUCAUGCCAGCAUUAAUGCACAAAAGGAACAUUAAAGUUAAAAUUGUUUGAGGCAAAAUAUUACUGCCAUGGAUUGAACCAAAACAACUCUUCUAUCAACAAAAUGGUGUUACUCUUUCAAAAUCCUAACUAGUUUUGCUAGUGUUAAUCAAAUAUUACAUAUGGCAAAAAUUUUAAUGAGGAGUUCUUCAUGCUGCCAAUGGAAAGGCAAAUAAGCAACCUUGGACAUCAGACCCAUCAUAUUGAUUGGAUAUCAAGCAUGAGUAGUUUUUCCAAGCAUAUAAUUUAUUUUUUGUCAAUACAAAUGAACUAAGACCACCAUUAAUUAGCAACACUAGCCUGUGUAGAUAUAUCUUUCACUGUUCACUUGGCACUGCUUGUCUACUACUACUACCCACACAGGUGCUGCUAAAACAAGAAUCCUAUUCAGACAAACACAGCCAGUGAUGCAGAUAGCAAAGCGAAGCAAAGGAGAGGAAGGAGGCACUCAUCUUGCAGAGGAAUUUGAAUUGAUGGACAAGUGUGCAGAGAUCCAGGCAUGGAAACAUAUUGCAUUUACUUCUCAUUAAAAUUCUCACCUACACAUGCCUCCAACCAGGAACUAAAAUUUAUUGCAUUCAAUGCUCCCAUCCGCAUUACCUCUCCUUCUCUGUACGUGUUUCAGCUUGUUUCUUUCCAGCUUACCCCCUGUGAUGUUGCCCACAGCAAAGCUCCAGACCAAAGAGCAGGAGGAGCCACCAAGGGAACUAACUGCUCAUGGGGUAGGUUCCCUUCUCAACAGCUUCUUUCUCCACUGCCUCGUUAUUGCGAGUCUUUUGUGAAGGGGGAGAAGUUAUUUUGCGUGGAGUUGAAUGCAAGGAAAGCUGAGGUUUUGUGCUGGUUGUGGAUGCACCGCACGGCUUCCUUCCAUUUUUUUGGCUCAGACCGUUCGUAGAUUCUCAGUGGGUUUCUGGGUAAAAGGCUUCAUCUUGCAAGUUAUCUUCCCAUCACAAGUUCCGGAUUCCAGUGUAAUUCUCACUCUGCAAAUGAUUCAAAGCUGUUCUGGUCAUCCUUUUGGGUGAUAAAGGCUUGAUUUUUGGUAAGGUAGAGCGGAGCGUGAGAAAGAUGAACAGCGUUAGGCCUGGAUUUCUCGUUCAAGCUGCAGUUUUGGUGAUCGUUUGUGGCUCAAUUUAUGUGGGGGUCUCCGGCCUCGGAUCAAUGUCCUCCAUCGCUGUCUCUUACGGUGAGAAUGGACCAGUCUUCUGUGGUCUAAGCUCAGAUGGGUCUCACAUGGUCUCCUGCUUCGGUGCUGAUGCUUCCAUAGUCUAUGGUGCUCCUAUUAGGCUCCCCCUCCUGGGUCUCACGGCCGGUGAUGGAUUCGUCUGUGGGCUCCUUUUGGAUGCCUACCAACCCUACUGCUGGGGGAGCAACAUCUACGUCAAGAUGGGGGUGCCGCAGCCCAUGGUGGAAGGCGCGGCCUACUCGGAGAUCAGCGCCGGUGAUGACCACCUCUGUGCCCUCCGCAGGCCGAGCAAAGGAGAGCAAAGAGGCGUCUCCUUGAUUGACUGCUGGGGCUACAACAUGACCGCCUCCCACGAGCUCAGUGGCCCCAUUGUGUCGAUCACUGCCGGCUCGGUGUUCAACUGUGGGAUGUUUGCCGGCAACCGGACGGCCUUCUGCUGGGGCGACGAGACCGGGAGCAGCGUCAUCAGCCUCACUCCGAGGAACCUGAGGUUCCGAUCCAUUUCGGCUGGUGGAUUCCAUGUCUGCGGGGUUCUGCAGAACUCCCAGGUCUUCUGCUGGGGAAGGAGCUUGGAAAUGCAGCAGUCUUCUUCGGACAUCUUAGGCCAGGGAGAUGUCAACAUGGUUCCCAUGGAUCCCAUGGUGUCGGUCGCCGGCGGCAGGUUCCAUGCUUGCGGCAUCAAGAGCUUAGAUCGCAAGGUGGUGUGCUGGGGCUUCAAGCUUCAGAACAGCGUGCCCCCACCCAAGGAUACGAGGGUGUACGAGCUCGCAGCAGGGGACUACUUCACCUGCGGUGUGAUUGCGGAGGCGUCACUUCGGCCGCAGUGCUGGGGCACAGGCGGCCCCUGGUCGAUACCGAUGGCGGUCUCCCCUGGGAUCUGCGCCUCCAAUCCUUGCGGCCCGGGAUACUACGAGUUCAUCCAUGCAAGCUUGGGGGGCAAAGUCUGCAAGCCAGCGAAUUCCAGAGUUUGCUUGCCGUGCAGCGUCGGCUGUCCCGAAGGGACGUAUCAGUCUACGCCCUGCAACUCGACGUCCGACCGUGGUUGUGAGUUCAACUGUUCCAGCUGUGCCUCGGCGGAUUGCUCCUCCUCCUGCUCGUCAGAGCAGAGGCCCCGGAGCCACGGGCUGCUUUCUCUCCAGAUGCCGAUCUUCGUCGCGGAGCUCGCCUUCGCCAUCGUCUUCGCGAGCUCGGUAUCUUUGGUCGCGUGCCUCUGCGUUCGCCGCCGGCUACGGAGCUGCUCGUGUUCGGAGCCUGACCUGACUGCGUUGAAGACCAGAGCAUACUCGUUCCACAAGGAGCCGGUGAAGGUGCGACCGGACCUGGAGGAGCUAAAGAUUAGGAGAGCACAGAUGUUCACCUACGAAGAGCUGGAGAAGGCGACCGGCGGAUUCGGCGAGGAAUCCCUCGUGGGGAAGGGCAGCUUCUCGUGUGUCUUCAAAGGGGUGUUGAGAGAUGGGACGGUGGUUGCAGUGAAGAGAGCCACCAAAGCGUCGGACGUGAAGAAGAACACCAAGGAAUUCCACACCGAGCUCGACCUGCUCUCCAGGCUGAACCACGCGCACUUGCUCAACCUUCUUGGGUACUGCGAGGAAGGUGGCGAGAGGCUGCUGGUGUACGAGUUCAUGGCCCAUGGAUCCUUGUACCAGCACCUUCAUGGCAAGGAUGCAAGCCUGAAACGGCGGCUGGACUGGGUUCGCAGGGUCACCAUUGCCGUCCAAGCUGCGAGGGGGAUCGAAUACCUGCAUGGGUACGCUUGCCCGCCUGUGAUCCACAGGGACAUCAAGUCGUCCAACAUUCUCAUCGACGAGGAGCACAACGCUCGAGUUGCAGAUUUUGGUCUGUCCUUGUUGGGGCCGGCGGACAGCAGCUCGCCCUUGUCCGAGCCUCCGGCCGGUACUCUUGGCUACCUCGACCCCGAAUACUACAGGCUUCAUUACUUGACCACCAAAUCGGAUGUGUACAGCUUCGGGGUUCUGCUUCUGGAGAUCUUGAGCGGUAGAAAGGCGAUCGACAUGCAGUUCGAAGAAGGAAACAUCGUGGAAUGGGCGGUUCCGCUGAUCAAGGCUGGUGACGUUUCGGCCAUCCUGGAUCCGGCGCUGAAACCUCCUGCCGAACCGGAGGCUCUGAAGAAGAUCGCCGCCACGGCGUGCAAGUGCGUCAGGAUGCGGGGGAAGGACCGGCCGUCGAUGGACAAGGUGACGACGGCCUUGGAGAGAGCUCUGGCGCUGCUGAUGGGCAGCCCAUGCAACGAGCAGCCGAUAUUGCCGACGGAGGUGGUCUUGGGGAGCAGUCGGCUGCACAAGAGGGGAUCACAGAGGUCUUCGAACCAGUCGUGCUCGGAGAACGACACAACCGACGCCGACGACCAGUUGUUGGAGUACAGAGCACCUUCAUGGAUCACGUUCCCCAGCGUGACCUCGUCGCAGAGGAGAUCGGAAGGCGACGCCACGGAAGGGAAGAACUCGGAGGGGAGGAGUCUGGGAAACGGAGGAGCGGGGGAUGGCUUGAGGUGCUUGGAGGAAGAGAUCGGACCAGCAUCACCACAGCAGGAUUUGUUCCUGCAGCACAACUUCUGAUUGCAGUCGAAUGAAUUCUUUUUCGAGUCGACGUUGUUCGUCGUCUUCUUAUCGGAUUGUCUUUCUUCGCAUCGAGAGGUGCACUUGUUCUCGGCUCUCAUGCGUGCAUUCUUGUGUUGUCGUCUCCGAACGCAUUGUGUAGUGCAGCUAUUUAACACCAUGACGAACAAUGACGUUCUCAAUUUGA